UUUGUAAUUUUUAGAUAAGUCAGAACAGGGAGUCGAAAACCCAAACGGAAACAGUCGGAGUAGGGUAAUGAAGAACUGUAUACGCGCAUGUCGGUGCGAUAACGACGGAACAAUAGAUUUCUGUUCGCAUUCGUAACACUCUGAAUCACUCGCUGGCACUUUAUUAGGACACUUUAGUAAGAUGAAUAAAUUUUGAAGGUUUAUGUGAACUCUGGGAUGCGCGAAGUAAAAUUGAAAACUAACAUCGAAAAGUUACAAGUAUUUUAGUUCCUACUGUCUUUACGCGUCAUUAUAUUUUGCCACGCAGUGAUGGUACAAAUAAAUUUAUAAAACUUAAAUUUAUCGAACAAAAGGAGUUUUGAUAAAAUUCAAUUUUGUACUGAAAUACCAAUGAGAAAUGUAAAAUGUGAUUAAGUCCGCUGAGUACUACUGCGCAAGAAGUUUCCAAAACAUCCCGCAGAUUGGUUGAUUUGUGUUACGCUUUCGACCAAUAAAUUUCGAAAUUUAACAUCAUAUCUAUGAAUCUGAUUUGACAGAAAAUUUGUUUACUUUUAUUUAGCAGCUGUUAUCUAUGCUAAUAAAAUAGAUAUUGAAUUGCUGUGAAUUUUAUAGAAGACUAAUUAUAUAUAUUUCCGUUGUACUCUGUUAAUGAAGUAAUAAAAAUUUAUUAAACUAAGUUGUUCGCCAAUUUAAUUUAACAUUAACCAAAAAGGAGACUGAAUUAUCAAAGUCUUACGGUGUUACCUCGCAAAAAUUACUGUUGAUAACUAUUCAGGUACACGUGUUGAAGUAUAAUUUCUUGGCUUUUAAGUUUCUCUGAAGCCAAAAGUACAAAUUUCUGUGCGCUUAUGAUAUCUAUACCUUUAUCAUUAAAUAUGUUAUUUAUACUACUUAUUUGUAAAUUACUGUGUCUGCUUAUUCUUUUACCUAUUUUAUUGAUAACAUGGAAAAGAAUGUAUACAAAAAUGAGAGCAGAGAGAUCGCCAAAAGAAACUGUUGUUGGAAUUUUUCAUCCAUAUUGUAAUGCAGGAGGUGGCGGUGAAAGAGUACUUUGGGCUGCAGUUAAUGCCAUACAAACUAAAUAUCCAGAUGUACACAUAAUAAUUUACACUGGAGAUCUUGAUGCUGAUCCAGAACAAAUUAUCAAUAAAACAGAGAAAAUAUUUAAUUUUAAGAUUGAGCGUAAAAUUCAAUUUAUAUAUUUGCACAAACGCAAAUGGGUAGAAGCACUAAUGUAUCCGUACUUUACCCUUUUGGGUCAAAGCUUAGGAUCAGUUUGGUUGGGUAUUGAAGCUUUAAAUAAUUUUGUACCAGAUAUUUAUAUUGACACAAUGGGCUAUGCAUUUACAUAUCCAUUAUUUAGGUACAUUGGUGGAUGUAGAGUAGCAACAUAUACUCAUUAUCCUACAAUUUCAACUGAUAUGUUGAAGCAUGUUUAUAGAAGAAUUAUCUCCCAUAAUAAUAGACGGAUUAUAGCUAGAAAUCCAUUUCUAUCUGCAGCCAAAAUUGCUUACUAUAAAUUGUUUGCACUUAUUUAUGGUUGGGCUGGUAGCUGCGCAGAAAUUGUCAUGGUAAAUUCCUCUUGGACCGAAGAACAUAUUAAUACAAUUUGGAAGUGCCCAUUAAAAACUCAUAGGAUUUAUCCACCAUGUGAUGUGAAGCAUUUAACAGAACUAAAACUUCUUAAUGAUGAAGAGAAGGGUGACAUUAUACGAAUAGUUUCAGUUGCACAAUUUAGGCCAGAGAAAAAUCAUCCAUUAAUGUUGAGGGCAAUGUAUGAACUUAGAUCUAUUGUUAAAGAAGAAGUUUGGGACAAGGUUCGAUUAAUUCUUAUUGGUUCUUGUCGAAACGCGGAUGAUGAAGUAUGUGUUAAAGACAUGCAGGAUUUAUCUAAAUAUUUUGCAUUAGAUGAAAACGUGGAGUUUAAAUUAAAUGUUCCGUAUUCGGAUCUUGUAUCAGAACUUCAAAAGGCAACAAUAGGGAUACAUACUAUGUGGAAUGAACAUUUCGGUAUUAGCGUAGUCGAGAGUAUGGCAGCAGGAUUAAUAGUUGUAGCUCAUGCUUCCGGAGGUCCAAGAGCCGAUAUAAUUGAAACACAACCAGGAUCACAAAAUGGUUUUUUGGCAGAAGAGGCAGAAGAGUAUGCAACAAUAAUGGCAUACAUCAUCAAUAUGCAUCCAGAAGACAGAAAUACUAUUCAAAUGGCUGCUAGGGCAUCUGUAAGCAGAUUUUCAGACGAAGUAUUUGAAAGAGAAUUUUUACGAACGAUAGAACCAUUUUUUAGACCAAAACAGGAAUAAAAUGAAUUAAAAAUUAAUUUUUCUAAAAUGUAUUUCUUAAUUGUAUCAUAUUAUCAUGGAAACUUGUAAAUGUAAAUAAUUAAUCUAAGUUUUAUAUAUUAAAAAUCAUGAUAUAACUACUUCGAAUGAUAGAAUAAAACAACAUUCAUGUUACACAACCUUAAGCUGCUGCUUAUAUUUUCAAAAACAAUAAAAAUAACAGAAUACAUCAUAAAUCUUAUUAUGCUUACACAUGUGCUUUCUAUUUAAAAAACACUCAUUAUAAUAUAAA
Nomia melanderi (Alkali bee) is the source of this 2571-nucleotide messenger RNA. RefSeq names its product ALG11 alpha-1,2-mannosyltransferase (gene Alg11). Lineage: Eukaryota; Metazoa; Arthropoda; Insecta; Hymenoptera; Halictidae. The record is from RefSeq and is a predicted model, not a curated record. Gene Ontology annotation, biological process: dolichol-linked oligosaccharide biosynthetic process; protein N-linked glycosylation. Gene Ontology annotation, molecular function: GDP-Man:Man(3)GlcNAc(2)-PP-Dol alpha-1,2-mannosyltransferase activity. Gene Ontology annotation, cellular component: endoplasmic reticulum membrane.